AUGGCCGAUCUUGUUAUUGAGCGCCCUUUGGGCAAUAACGAGAACUUCUUCCGCUGCAGAAAUGCUGUGGGGUUUUACCAGAACUUUGCCGCCAUAGGCACCUAUUCCGUGGAUCUAUCUAAGCAGGACAAGCUCGUCUACGCCGCAUUGAGGAAGCUGAUCUUGGACUACCACAUACUCAUUUGCAACGUGUUCAGGGACGAGGAGAAGCAGAAUUCGAUCUUCAGGCCGAUAAAGAAUGCCAAAUUCGGUGAUAUCUAUAAGAAGGAAGACGGCUCUGUUGGAGGAAAGGAGUGGCAUGAGGCGUUCAUCCGUCGUCUAUGCUGCGAUAAGCUUUGCAGUCUAUACGAGGAGCUGCCCCUUUUCUGCCUCAUUCUAGUUGGCCAAAGCACACUCGGUGCUGCUUUCGAGCACACACCAUCUGACGGCGUUGUUGCACCGCAAUUUCAUGCUAUCUUCUUGGACAAUUUGGCUUACUGUGCUGAUCCUGCAAACCACGGUGAAUUCGAGGAAAGCUAUGGCACGAUUCCCGAGCUAAUCACUCCCGACACCGUAAUUUUUGACUCUGCUGUUGAUUUGCAGUACAUCAGAAACUCCUUGCCGCCACCUGUGGAAAUGAUCAUGGAAGCAAAGCAUCUAGACUACACGCACGGCGACGCAAAUCACUACUCAACUACUCCACCAGUGGGAUUUCCUGACAAAUGA
This is a messenger RNA of Candidozyma pseudohaemuli, 705 nucleotides long. RefSeq lists its product as uncharacterized. The record is from RefSeq and is a predicted model, not a curated record. The transcript has a single exon. Gene Ontology annotation, molecular function: N-acetyltransferase activity. The coding region runs from base 1 to 705 and encodes 234 amino acids. Lineage: Eukaryota; Fungi; Ascomycota; Pichiomycetes; Serinales; Metschnikowiaceae.